AUGAGCGACGGAGACCACCGAAAGCGCUACAGAGCAGAACCGCCUGAUGCUGAGUUUGCCCUCCAGAAAGCACGAGAGAUUUGGAAUCGUGACACCCGGAGACCAAGAGCUGUGGCUAUUGAAGAUGAGGAUUUUCGAGGUUUCUUUGGCUGUAGUGUUCUGGUCUUCCUUUCUCUUUGGACUCUACUUGAACGUUUUGAUCAGAUCCCACCCGGUGGAGAAGCCUGUCACCUCAUGUGGACUCUCAUGUUUCUCAAAAUCUAUGCCCGAAAUACUGUCUUGUCUUCUUUGGCUGGUGGUGUUGACCCAGAUACAUACAUGAAGUGGGUGUGGCUCUUCCUCGAUGGCAUCGUUUAUCUGGAGUGCCAUGUGAUUAUUUGGGAGAAUCGACUCAAGCUUGACAGAGGCAAUGAUUGUCUCACUAGCGUGGACUGCACUGAUUGUCGGAUUCCCAACCAUGGACCAGAUUUUGCUUCCCACAAAUUCAACAAAAAGAGUGGUUUGCGAUAUGAGAUCGCUCUUUGCAUUUUGACCGGUGAUGUUGUUUGGAUGAAUGGUCCUUUCGAGUGUGGAAAAUGGCCCGACAUUAGCAUCUUUCAAUCUGCUCUUUUGGGUAUGCUGGCUGACAAUGAACGUGUGGAGGCAGACGAUGGCUAUGUCGGUGAUCACCCAAUGUACAUCAAGUGCCCAGCUGGAUUCGCCAACCCAGAGGAAACUCUCUUCAUGCAGCAGAGAGUUCGCAACAGGCAGGAAACAAUCAACGAGCGAGUGAAGAAUUGGAAGGCCUUGGAUGGCAUGUGGAGGCAUGAGAUCACCCGCCAUGGGGAUGCCUUCCGUGCCAUUAUCAUUGUCAGCCAGCUAGCAAUCAACAGUGGGGAGCGGUUGUUUCCAUGCGGCUACCGAGAUCCACCCUACCAUGGUCCUGGAGGCGAAAUGGACCUUGGGAGUGAUGACGAUGGCCUCUGA
Seminavis robusta is the source of this 966-nucleotide messenger RNA. The record is from the annotation of a GenBank genome assembly. Lineage: Eukaryota; Bacillariophyta; Bacillariophyceae; Naviculales; Naviculaceae.